GAGCUGCCUUUCAGUGUCACCCAUCAGUGCCAGACGGUGCCACCUAUCAAUGCCAGUCAGUGCCACCUAUCAGUGCUGCCAAUCAGUGCCACCUAUCAGUGUGCAUCAGUGCCGCCUAUCAGUACCCAUCAGUGCCGCCUCACAGUGCCAGUCAGUGCCACCUAACAGUACCAGUCAUCAGUGCCGCCUAUCAGUGCCACCUAUCAGUGCCAUAUAUGAGUGCUGCCUUUCAGUGCCCAUCAGUGAUGCCUGUCAAUGCCCAUCAGUG
Staurois parvus is the source of this 268-nucleotide messenger RNA. The record is from the annotation of a GenBank genome assembly. NCBI's taxonomy places the organism in Eukaryota, Metazoa, Chordata, Amphibia, Anura, Ranidae.